GCUGUGACUGAAAAGUCCCACGUCUUUAGGAGCUCUUAGGAUCUCCUCAGCACAGCAAUGUCUCCGGAGCUGCUGUCUGUCAGCAGGCGCGUUCUCAGACUUCUGAAUCCGUCCCUGCACAGCUGGAAACGAGGAUUCGGCACUGGAGCAGCUUCCUGCACUUCAGCGAGUUUAAAAGGUCGCAGUUUUCUCACACUGAAAGAUUUUAACUCGGAUGAGAUCAAGAGGCUGUUGUGGGUGUCAGGAGAUCUCAAGCGUAGAAUAAAGCAUGAAAAUCAGUAUCUGCCUCUUCUGCAAGGAAAGUCGAUUGCAAUGAUAUUUGAGAAGAGGAGCACCAGAACAAGAAUGUCCACAGAAACAGGUUUUGCUUUAUUGGGUGGACACCCUUGCUUUCUGACAUCACAGGACAUCCACCUGGGAGUGAAUGAGAGUUGCACCGACACAGCAAGGGUUCUGUCGGGCCUUUGUGAUAUCGUUUUGGCCCGAGUGUACAGCCACUCGACUCUGGAAGAGCUGGACAAGGAGGCUUCCAUCCCCAUCAUCAACGGUCUCUCUGAUCUGUAUCACCCAAUUCAGAUUCUAGCAGACUUCCUUACUUUACAGGAGCAUUAUGGAUCUCUCAGUGGACUAACGGUGAGCUGGAUCGGAGAUGGGAACAAUGUCCUCCACUCCUUCAUGAUGACUGCAGCCAAACUGGGUGUUCAUCUGAAAGUUGCUACACCAAAGGGCUACGAGGCUGACAGAAGUGUCCUGGACGAGGCACAGAGGCUGUCUCAACAGCAUGGGACCCAGCUGGUUCUGACCUCUGACCCCAUGGAGGCAGCCCAUGGCACCAAUGUGCUUGUUACUGACACUUGGGUCAGUAUGGGUCAGGAGGAGGAGAAGAAGAAGAGGCUCAAAGACUUCCAUGGAUACCAGAUUACAAUGCAGACAGGAAGUGUGGCCAGACCAGACUGGACCUUCCUGCACUGCCUCCCCCGGAAGAUGGAGGAGGUGGACGACGAGGUUUUCUACUCGCCCCGCUCACUCGUCUUCCCUGAAGCUGAAAAUCGUAAAUGGACCAUCAUGGGUCUGAUGGUGUCCCUUCUGACCGACUACACUCCACAGAGCCCCAUGCCGAAGUUUUAACUAAUAUUUUACACCAGAACCACUGAAAAUUACUUCAGCAUUACAUGAUUACCCAAAGUACCUGUGUUAACAUGAUGUAGCUGAUGUAUUGAAUCACAAGGGAAGAUUUUCAGUGCUGUUAUUUAUUUUAUUACAUGUAUAUGAAAGUGGUGAGUCUAGCAAUAAUAAAAUAAAAAUCU
Molecule: messenger RNA, 1307 nt
Organism: Nematolebias whitei (Rio pearlfish)
Lineage: Eukaryota; Metazoa; Chordata; Actinopteri; Cyprinodontiformes; Rivulidae
Gene: otc
Product: ornithine transcarbamylase
Exons: 10
Coding region: 58-1128 (356 amino acids)
Biological process (GO): L-citrulline biosynthetic process
Cellular component (GO): mitochondrion
Molecular function (GO): amino acid binding; ornithine carbamoyltransferase activity
Source: RefSeq, a predicted model, not a curated record